Messenger RNA from Oreochromis niloticus (Nile tilapia), 2197 nucleotides. It is a transcript of the gene rsrc2, whose product is annotated as arginine/serine-rich coiled-coil 2. Bases 138 to 1433 code for a protein of 431 amino acids. The transcript has 11 exons. NCBI's taxonomy places the organism in Eukaryota, Metazoa, Chordata, Actinopteri, Cichliformes, Cichlidae. The record is from RefSeq and is a predicted model, not a curated record.
UACAACUGGCAACCCAGAUUAGAUUAGCUGAGCUAGUCAAAGGGCCUCAGCAGUUAGCUACCUCUCUACCUUUUCGUCUUCGUUCACAAAGGCAACAAGAAAAUCGCAUUUAGGCAUAAAUAUUAUACUUCAAUAUAAUGUCGGCGAGUGACAACGACUCUGUCGACUUGACCAGAUCUGGCUCCCCAGUUCAUCACAGAAAAAGGCAUAUGGAGUCAUCAAAGUCCCCCAGAAGCUCCAAACACCACCAUUCACGGUCAAGGUCACGCUCCAGGGACCGAAAACGUGACAGAAAGUACAGACGCAGUCGCAGCAGGAGUAAAGAGGCACGAAAGAGGGACUCCGAGAAGCCAUCAAAAUCACACAGAAAAACAGAUGAGCCGCAAGACCAAGAGAGACUUUCGGCAGAGAACGGAGAGGAGCGUUCCAGGCGCAAGGACAGGAAGUCUUCGAAGGGCCGGAGCCUGUCCAGGUCACACUCCAGAGAGAGACGGCAUCACAGCAGAAGUAGGGACAAGCGGCGAUCGAGAUCACGCAGCCGGGACAAGAAGAAGAAGGCCAGGUCUCGCUCGGGUUCAAGGACCAAACACCGUCACCAUAGCAGAAGUCGCAGUAAGAGCAGGGAGCGUAAGAAAAGGACUGAAAAGGUGCGCAGGAAGAGCCGAAGCAGGACUCCUAGUCCACCCGCCUUCCGAGGCCGAAACACAGCCAUGGAUGCUCAAGAGGCCCUAGCAAGAAGAUCACUAUCAGAUGUACAGGAAGACAUUAAAUGGAGUUUAAAUCCUGCUGGAUCCUGUCAUGAUGGAGUUCGACAUACAGAAACUCAAAGGCUGGAGAGAGCAAAGAAACUGCAGGAGCAGAAGGAGAAGGAAAUGUUUGAGAAACAGCAGCAGCAACAACAGGAGAUCGCUGCAGCAGCAGCCGCUGCAGCAGCUGUCUCAAACCCUGCCCUCAAUGUCGCGGCUCUCCUGGCCUCUGGGACGCAGGUCACACCUCAGAUUGCCAUGGCGGCACAGAUGGCAGCCCUACAAGCAAAGACGCUGGCAGAGACCGGUAUUGCUGUUCCCAGCUACUAUAACCCAUCCGCUGUAAACCCGAUGAAGUUUGCAGAGCAGGAGAAGAAGAGGAAAAUGCUAUGGCAGGGAAAGAAGGAUGGGGAGAAGUCCCAAACAGCCGAGUUGUGGGAGAAGCUUAACUUUGGAAACAAGGACCAAAAUGUUAAAUUUCGCAAACUGAUGGGUAUUAAAGACGAUGAUGAGGUGGAAGCUGCCAAACCACUGAACGAUGAUGGGAUGAAGACGCUUCAGAAGCAGGAGGAGAUGUUCAGGAACCUCGAUGUUCAGUAUGAGAUGGCUCGCUCUCAGACGCACACUCAGAGAGGAAUGGGCCUCGGCUUUUCCUCCUCGUUCUCACGUGGGAUGGAUUCCAUGUAGUGCCAAACUUGGCUGUCGUCGCCACUCUCCUGAUCAUACAGGACUCCCAAUUCAUUGCUAGCCCUCAAGCUUGCAUGGAUGUUGCUCUGAACAUGUAAUUUAUUUAAAGACAAAGCUCUCACAUAUUGGAACAUUGUAAAUAUCCAGUUGCUGAGCUUGUCUCAGUGUUUAUUAAUCUGUACAUCUCUGGAAGAGGAGGCAUCAUUUUGAUGGGCUGAUGCUGGAUAAAAGUACAUAUGUUUUGAAUAAUGUAACUUUUUUUUAAAAACUCAUAUUGAUGUGAUUGUUUGAACAUAAACUGAAUAUGUGGUUCAUGUGGACAUUGUUUACAUCAAUUUAGCAAAAGGUCUGAGGUCAAAGUAGCAUAAUCAGAAUCCUUUAGUUUGUCUUCUCCUGACUGGCAGAAAUGACUUAUAUAAAACACAGUGUGUAUUUUCUGUAUUAGAGGCCGGGUUGUAAUACACACGGUCUUCUGAGUGGUCCUGCAGAGAGAUGAGCCACGAAGAGUAAAUGUGUUUCAAAUGUUCUUUAAAUAAAUUAGUUUUGUGUCUUAAAAAGGUUUUUAGAAAACAUCACAGCAAUUCAUUUUAUGUGAUAUGGGUGGGUCAUAACGUGCUUCAGAUUAAGGGGAUGCUGGGAAAGUAGCAGUACUUAUAAUAACCAGUGUUUUCUAUUAAUUACUGUCUUAAUCCACCCUGAAUUGUUUAUAUUUUGCUUCCAAGGAACCACUUACAACUCUUGAGGAUUUCUCAACGUCUUUUAAA